CUAUGUCACAUUAAAUAGGUUCAGUUAUUAGGGUUUCACUGUCGCUAAUAACCUAAUUAACUACAAAUCGUUGUAUUGGUGGCCAGUCAACACAAAGCAUUAAGUAAUUUCAUGCAAUAGAGAUUGGAAGAAAAGAAUCAUAAAUCAAUCCAUCAAAUCACGAAAUAGCUACAUCCUAUGGUGUUUCCCCCAUAAAUUGGGGUUUAGUUCAUGACAAAAUUAAGAUAAAUUGAUAGGGUUCUGUUCAUCAUGUUCUAAAUCAACAAGAAAAAACUAAUUCGGUUUAGAAAAUCCAACCAACUAAUCGCUCUCGUUGAAUUCGGCUCAAGCCUUGAAGAAAUUGAUCGUCAAUUGCCAAUCGCCGCUCCAAUCUCUGCUGUUCGCGCGAGCCAACUUUGCUGCGCUUGCUUUUUCUUCGCCAAAGACUUCCGCCUCUAUAAUCCCCCUCCAGGAGAAUUCCGCCGCCAGCUGCCUUCAAUCCCCUCUAAGAAAUAAAGUCACCCUCUUCCUCUAAUAGCCGCCCAUCAAUUACAAGAUGCCCACCAAAGUAAUUCUCCAGUUCCGUCCAAAGAAUUUCCCUCUGCUCCCUGUCCAAAACUAGCCGCCCAAAAGGAGAAGUCCAAAUGGGCUUUGGCCCACUUCCCACAGCCGCCAAAUCCAAGGAGGGAAGUAGAAUGGGCUUUGGCCCAUUUCUUGUCCCAAGAGUUCCGUCCCCAGUAGUUCGAGCCCUAUUUAUUGCUUAUGCACUCACUCCUUUUUCGUGCUUUCUCCAUCUGCAUCAUAUCAAACUCAUGGCACUAGGCAAUAAUGGUUUUUCAACCAUUUCCGGGUUAGCGAGCCCUAAAAUAGCACCAAUCGGCCUAAACAUACCAUGGAUAAUCACAUAAAGCCCAAAAAUUCAAUAUGUUAAAACUGAUUAUCACUCCUCGAUUCAUUCGUCCCGUUCUUUCUUUCUUUCAUUGGCCUAUCACGCUCGACUAGCAAAAGCACCUGUGAUUGCUCCUGUACAAGCUCCCGCUACACCAACCCAAACCCAAACACCACCAUCAUCAGUAAUAGGCCAAUGAAUGGAACCCAGAUGGUGGAGUACUUCGGCGAGCUGGGCUGGGUGCUGUUGCUGGUGCAGUGCUUUCUGUUGAGGUGUUGGAGGCUUCUCGUGCUUACUGGGAUUUGUGGUCGUCGGGGAAGAAGGGAGCUGUUUGAGAUAUGGAGGCGGCGGGUCGUCGGGGAAGAAGGGAUUUGUUUUCGUUUGGGAUAUGGAGGCGGCGGCUCGUCGGGGAAGAAGGGAUUUGUUUUCGUUUGGGAUAUGGAGGCGGCGGCUCGUCGGGGAAGAAGGAGGAAGAAGAAUAAUGGAAGAUAGGGUUUGUUUGGGUUUGAUCGAAAAGGAAAGAAGGUGAGGGGAUAGGGUGGGGAUGGGUGGCCAAAAGUUAUUGUUUUUUUCUUUAUUAUUCAAUUUUGUAAAGGAAAUAAAAAGAAAAAUGAAAUUAUAAAAAAACAUUUGUGACAUGGCAGUGACGUGGACAGUUGACUAACGGUCAACGGUGUUGACCGUCCAAACAAACGGUCAAACCACGCUCCAUGCCAAUUCUGUCUAUAUGCUGCAUAGUUCGGGCCAGGAUGUUAAUUUCUCAAACACGGGCCAAAGUUGAUUACAUGGUCAUAGUUCAGGCCAUAAUAAGGUAUUAACCCUAAAAAUAACUAAUUAGACUUUAUACCAAGUUUUCUUUAUUAUCCUUUGCUAAAAAUUGACAGAGUGGUUCCUGCAACCUUACAAAGAGGAGGCUUGAGUUUAGAGACGUUAAUGCGACACCAAUUUAUGAAGUCAUUAUCAUUGAUGAUGACGAGCCUGAUGUGACAACCAUAUCUGAGGUAGUCGUGGUACAGUUACAUAAAUGCUUAGUAUUAGGCAGUAUAUUAGAUUUUAUAGUAUUUGACUUUUUGUGUCAGGUUGUAAUGAAUUUUCCUAUCACUAGUAGCAUGCAUUUGACUUCAGAAGAGGUUGGACUGGCCUAUUACAUGUUCGUGGAAGAUCUUGCUACCGAAAAGAUACUAGUAAAAAAUGGUUCCCAGUCCUGUACUCGUAGCUCACUGUUGAGCUUGCUGCCUAACGAGUACCUAUAAGAUGAGGUAAAUUAUGUCUUUAACUUUUGGUAUAUGUUUUAAAUAUCCAUUAAAAAUAAUUAUGUUGUCUGUUUUUAAGGUCCUUUCAAUGUAUGCGUAGUAUCUCAACCUCUCUGUCAUGUAUGAUAAGCAACAUAGAAUUGAAAGCAAAUCGUGCUUUCUCCCUACUUAUAUAUAGGUAAUCAAAUAUGGAUCACUAGUAAUAAUUUUUUAGAUUUGUC
Linum trigynum is the source of this 2342-nucleotide messenger RNA. NCBI's taxonomy places the organism in Eukaryota, Viridiplantae, Streptophyta, Magnoliopsida, Malpighiales, Linaceae. The record is from the annotation of a GenBank genome assembly.